Molecule: messenger RNA, 1665 nt
Organism: Cuscuta campestris
Lineage: Eukaryota; Viridiplantae; Streptophyta; Magnoliopsida; Solanales; Convolvulaceae
Source: the annotation of a GenBank genome assembly
GAACCGGCACCAAACCCUAGCGCAGAGCGGAUCGCCAAGCGCCAGCAUCGCCUUCCUCCGAGUAGCUACUUCUGAAUCACGGCGGCCGUGGAUCCGAGCUCGUGGUCGGAACCGUUGAAGCAGAUCACUUUCCUACCCCUUUUCCACCGUCUGAAUCUCCAUCUCCACCCGCGUUUCACAUUUUAGCUCAGUUCCGUUUUCUUGAUGGCAAUGCCUGCUGAUCUAAGGACCCCAUAGAUUGCCGUGACUGUAAUGGCUUGGAGAAGCCUUUAUCUAUGGAGAUGCAGUGAGACUGCGUUGGAAACUGCAGCAACUGGUUGUCGAUUCUACAGGACAAAACCUAAGGCUGUAGACUUGAGGAAGCUUAGGCCGAUGAUUUUGAAGAGGAUCGAGAACCGGGCAAAGGAUUAUCCAGUGAAGGGAAUGGUACCUGUGGCUGAGGAGGUCCUCAAAUUUCGAGCUCUGCUCUACCAUGGAGUAUCCACCCUCCUCCAACAUUUCCCUGUGUGGGCAUGCAAAUAUUGUCAGGAAGUGUAUGUUGGAGAAAGCGGACACUUAAUUCGAACCUGUGGUGGUUAUAGGCGCCGUUCAAAGAACCAGCUUCAUGUAUGGACCAAUGCAACUUUAGACAACAUCCUACUCCCUGUUCAAACUUUUCAUCUGCACAACAUGUUUCAAAACAUCAUCAAACACCAGGAAAGAUUUGAUCAUGACAGGAUUCCCGCUGUUGUGGAGUUGUGUUUGCAGGCCGGUGCCAACCCAAAUGAUGAAACCAUACACAAACUAAGCAUGGAUUUGGAAAGCUAUUUGAGAACCGAAACCUCAUUCGAGCAGAAACUGAUGUUGGCAGGGAUGGAGACACUGAAAGCUUGGGAAACGGUCAGAUCCGGAGUGGAGAAACUUCUUUUGGUUUAUCCUGCAAAGGUCUGCAAACACUGUUCAGAAGUUCAUGUGGGACCCUCCGGACAUAAGGCUCGGCUUUGUGGUGUAUUCAAGUAUGAGAGUUGGCGGCGAGGGCAUUUUUGGGAGAAGGCAAGCGUGGAUGACUUGCUCCCUCAGAAUGUAGUUUGGUACAGACGACCCCAAGACCCUCCAUUGCUAGUUGAUGAAGGUCGGAACUAUUAUGGUCAUGCUCCUGCAGUUAUCGAUCUAUGCACGAAAGCGGGGGCCAUCCAACCAUCUAAAUAUAACUGCAUGAUGAAAGUUGAUGGGUUAUCACCGCCCGUAGCAGCCACAACUUAGUGACAUUCAUCAUUUUCCGAGGAUUAUAAGGCCUUCGGAUUAUAAUACUCCUGGUACAGCACUAAUAAACGACAGAAUUCUCUCCAUGUCUGGCGAUUUUGCUAAGAUUUAUAGACGGGACUUAGCUCGGAAAAUUGCCCGCUAAAUUGAGGAUGCUUCUGGGCUCUUUUGGAUACCUGGUCUAAUUCAUGCUUUUAAGAAGGGUUAAUGUUGCUCAAACCUGAAUGUUGGAGGCCUACAGGAAUGUCACUUUAGAGGACCCCUGGCAUCGUGUUGUGGUGCAAAAGUACGGGGAUGCAAAUCUAGGUAGCUACGUGAUUAUAGCAACUCGACACGAGUGCAUAGUAGUCGAUCACAAUGUUCCAUGUCGACCGUAAAUGAUUGCGACGAUUUCUCCCCUAUAAAUACAUGUAUUGUACUUUU